UGACACAAGACAUAACCUAUUUUCUCCAUGGUUACGGUUACCUGUCAUUUUCUUCCUGUUAUUUAAUACAAAACUAACGAUUCAUCAAUAUGUUGAUUUCACUCAGGAAUGAUCAUAAAGAGCAUUUGAACUUAUUGAAAGAUCAAAGUGUUCAAGUUGUUGUUGAUUUCUGCAAAUUGGCAAUUGAUUACUUGAACAAUGGUCCGAACACAAAAUUAUAUGCAACAGCAGGGGAAAAACUGUCAGUACCUGUCGAAAAUAUCCAAAACACUGUGCUUGGAUUGGUCAACUUACUUAUAUUAUCUUGUCAGCACAAGCUGAGUGAAGCCGAUUUUCGGGACUCAAUACUCACUCUUGGUUUUAACGAUGAACAAGAAGUCAUACUCAAUAAAUUUUAUCAAAGAAAAAAAGUUGAAAUAAGUCAAAUACUUCAUGAAUUGAGUGUAAAAGAGCCCCACUUUGAUAACUUAGAAUGGAGGCUAGAAGUAGAGGUUGCUUCUAGGUGUUUACGUUAUCAGGCGAAUCCCAAAAUAACUAUGGAUUUUUCAUUGAAAACCCGAAAAGAGAACUGUGUGGAUUAUGAAGUUACACAUCACAUUGUACAAACAGAUGUUAAUAACUUAAACUAUAUUUGUAGUGAAUUGGAAAAAGCCCUAAAUGAAUCGAGAGGAAGAUAUUGUAGGAAGCUGCAAAGAACAUUGCCCACCACCUAAAUCUAAUAUAUAAUAUAUUCCCCACAUAGAUUAUACUGAAAUAAAUAUAUUAACAAUUUAAA
Messenger RNA from Harmonia axyridis, 775 nucleotides. Its product is annotated as COMM domain-containing protein 2. The record is from RefSeq and is a predicted model, not a curated record. Lineage: Eukaryota; Metazoa; Arthropoda; Insecta; Coleoptera; Coccinellidae. The coding region runs from base 90 to 713 and encodes 207 amino acids. The transcript is spliced from 4 exons.